Molecule: messenger RNA, 420 nt
Organism: Zymoseptoria tritici IPO323
Lineage: Eukaryota; Fungi; Ascomycota; Dothideomycetes; Mycosphaerellales; Mycosphaerellaceae
Exons: 2
Coding region: 1-420 (139 amino acids)
Cellular component (GO): cytosol
Molecular function (GO): deaminase activity
Source: RefSeq, a predicted model, not a curated record
AUGUCUCGCCAGUCCACCACAAUCAAUCCGCCGAACAUUCCCGAGCCACAACCUCAGUUUUCCCAGGUCAACACCUUCACUUUCCAGCCAGGCGACAAGCUGGUGGCCAUCACCGGACAACUAGCCAUUCAGCCGAACCCUUCGGAUCCCGUUCCGACAGGGUUCGAAGACCAGGUUCGAUUGGCAUUGCAGAAUCUUGAGAACUGCCUCAAAGCUGCGGGUGCCACCAAGCGAGACAUCUUCAAGGUCACUCAUCACGUUGUGGACUUCGACCAUGAAAAGCAAAAUCCAGCGAAAGUCUUCAUCGAUUGGCUGGGAAGCGACUUCCGACCAGCGAGUGCAAUGUUGCCAGUACAGAGACUUGCCGGACCGGGCUUGAUGUAUGAGAUUGAGACUUGGGCGAUUGUGCCAGCGAAAUAA